This is a messenger RNA of Psilocybe cubensis, 1875 nucleotides long. RefSeq lists its product as uncharacterized. The transcript has 22 exons. NCBI's taxonomy places the organism in Eukaryota, Fungi, Basidiomycota, Agaricomycetes, Agaricales, Agrocybaceae. The record is from RefSeq and is a predicted model, not a curated record. The coding region runs from base 1 to 1875 and encodes 624 amino acids.
AUGAACGGCACUCCAUCUGACGCGGAGGAUGUCCGUUCCCUUUUGUCUGUCACGUCCGUCAAUCCUACACCAGAUACAUUGACUAAGCUCGUGAAGCGAUUAAGGGCCUUGACUCUCACACUUUUGCCAGUGGAAGCUGACAUUGAGAGCAUCAGCGAACCUACAAGCAGAAUCAUUACUCCUCAAGUCAUCAGUGCGUACAAGGCCGCGGCGGGAGACUUCACAGAGGCUCUUCCCUACUGCCUUCUACGCGCGAGAGCUGAGUUUAUCUGGGAUGCAAACCAUAACCCGGCCGACUAUGGAGAAAAUAGAGGACGAGCCAUUGCGUGUGAGGUUUUGGCGCGGCGUAUUGUGCACCUAGCAGAACCGAGCCGUGUCAAAGAUAUAAUGGCGAAGCGUUAUCAGCAUCGUCAAAUUGACGGGGACGAAAGCGAAAUGUCCAGCGCUCUAGAAAUGGCAAUCGACCAACACUGUACCAUAUUCUUGUCGUCUAGUGAAGCCCAAGAAGUUGUCAACGCAUUGUGGACAGGAGACCUCAUUCAAAAGAAUAAUGAAAACCACGAUAUUGAUUACGUUGUAUACGCCGACACCCGAGAACAUUCGUUUUGGGGUCAUUUUGAUCCCUCACGUUUGUCUGUACCGAGGUAUCAGAAUAUUUUUCGCAUAACUGUGUGGUUGUUUUUCCUGGUCGUUUACUCUCGGGCGGUUCGAGAACCAUUGGAACGCUUAAACGAUGCACACCGCGUGCUAGACGGGUGGGAACUCGUACUCUAUGUGAUGGCCUUGUCGUUUACCGUUGAAGAUCUUCAUAAACUAUACAUACUUCUACGAUUUGUGACAUGGCGCGCGUUUUCCUUCUGGAAUGCAGUCGCAUUCGUCACAGAUACUUUGCUAAUAUCGGCUUUCAUACUUCGGGUCAUUAGCCUGAUUGCUGAAGGAGAAAAGGAAUCAGUCAUGCGUCUCCGAAGUUUUCAGUCUAACCUUUUUAACAGGAUGAAGCUUGUCACUAUUUUCGACGGCUAUAAAUAUAUUGGCACAAUGCAAAUUUGUGUAGCUCGCAUGUUAAAAGAAUCAGGGAUUUUUUUUGCUCUACUAUCGGUCCUUGCUGUCGGGUUUGCACAAGGCCUUUAUGCUUUGGAUGCCGCUGAUGGCUCAACGGAGCCUCCCUCUACACAUUACUUCAGUGCGCCCAACCCACGUUUUCUGAAAACUAAGAGAUUGACCUUGAUUUCCAGAGCACCUGAUUACGGAAAGUUUGCAGCAAGCCCAACCGGUCUUAUGCUCUAUUAUCUAUGGAAUGCCGUGACAGCUAUCAUUUUGUUGAAUGUGUUGAUUUCUCUGUUCUCGUCUGCCUACUCAGAUGUUAUCGAAGACGCAGAAGCACAAUAUCUAGCUUUCUUCGCCAGCAAGACCGUUGGGAUGAUAAGAGCUCCCGAUUCAUAUGUAUACCCUGCACCUUUUAAUCUCAUCGAGGCCUUUCUGGUGGCUCCUUUAGAAUUCCUUCCAUUUAUUCGACUGAAAGAGAAGACAUACGCAAAACUUAACCGAUAUGUCAUGGGCUUCAUAUUUAUUCUUCCAUUGACACUGAUCGCUUUUGUGGAGUCGACAUUUGAUCGACGUAAACAUACUUGGAUGGAAAAUUGGUUUAGAGGAAAUGAUGAAGGCAGUGAAGAUUUGCCCGAAAACAGAGAUCCUGUUGUAGAUGAUCCUAACUGUCAGGGAUUGGAGAUCAGUAAAAUCCCAUUCGAAGAAUUGAUCAAAGUAUUCCCGAAUACUGUCCAGUCGACCGAAGCUACGAUCUUGAAAGAAAUCGGCACUGUCAAACAACAAUUGCAAGAGUUGUCACAGAAGAUCGACCGUCUGCAGCAGUCUUAA